Molecule: messenger RNA, 2609 nt
Organism: Tilletiaria anomala UBC 951
Lineage: Eukaryota; Fungi; Basidiomycota; Exobasidiomycetes; Georgefischeriales; Tilletiariaceae
Product: Na+/solute symporter
Exons: 4
Coding region: 391-2409 (672 amino acids)
Biological process (GO): urea transmembrane transport
Cellular component (GO): plasma membrane
Molecular function (GO): urea transmembrane transporter activity
Source: RefSeq, a predicted model, not a curated record
CUCUGCAGGCCUCCGCAGACGCCAGAGGAGUGGCACAGGCUGAACCAUCAGGGACAAGCAUUCAAUUAUUGAUCUGUGCAUUGAACCCAAUUUGCAAAGAUACUGAUAAAGGUGUUGUAUGUACUGGCGAACCCAGUUGGCUUUAACCUGCUUCUUCCAAGCUCUGACAUCCGGCAACUCGGACGUGAGGAUCACACGGCUAUCAGGAACGCAGCCUCACGGGAAAGUCGACGGGAAAAUACAGGAUGGCCCUAUGUGCUGAUAUGAGGAAGGACGGAUAAAACAUCGGUCUCCCACGUUGCUCUUUGAACAUCACCUCCCUCGCGGCCAUCAUCCAAAGCACCACGCUUGGUCAAGCCCAGCCAGUUACUCCCUGCACCGUUUCGCACCAUGGUGUCGUCUUCCGCACAAGUGCUGUCGCCUUCGGCAGGCUGGGCUGUGGUAAUCGCCUUGGGUUUCGGCUUUGCGCUGUUCAUGCUCGGCUUGACUGCAGUGCAAGAGCGCUACACGGAGGUCUCGAUCAAGACCAACGAUGAAUUCUCGUCCGCUUCACGCUCCGUCAAGACGGGCUUGAUUGCAGCAGGUAUCGUCUCAGCAUGGACGUGGGCCGCAACCUUGCUGCAAUCAUCCACCGUCGCCUUCCGCUACGGUGUCUCAGGCCCAUUUUGGUACGCCGCGGGUGCGACGGUUCAGGUUCUUCUCUUUGCAAUGAUGGCCAGCAAGACCAAGUCGAACGCACCCUUUGCGCACACAUACCUCCAGAUCAUUCGCGAGCGCUGGGGCACGGUUGCACACCUGUCCUUCUUGUUCUUCGGCCUGGCCACAAAUAUCCUCGUCGGAAGCAUGCUGAUCCUCGGCGCUUCAGCGACUGUCAACCAGCUGACUGGCAUGCCCACGCUCGCGGCGAUUUUCCUGACCCCAGUAUCUGUCGCUGUGUAUGCCCUUGUUGGUGGAAUGCGUAGUACGCUGAUCGCAGACUGGACGCACACUGCCGUCCUGGUGUGCAUCAUCCUCACCUUUGCCUUCACCGUCUAUGGCACGUCUGGCAAGAUCGGCUCGCCCCGAGCCAUGCACGAUUUGUUGCUCAGCGCUGCCCCAGUCUCGGGCAACGCUGCAGGGUCGUAUAUCACCAUGCGAUCGCUGGACGGGCUCAAGUUUGGCAUCAUUAACAUUUGCGGUAACUUUGCAACCGUCUUCGCUGACCAGAGCUACCACCAACGCGGCAUCGCAUCGAACCCGACCACCGCUACGCGCGCUUUCAUUCUCGGUGGCGUCGCCUGGUUCGCCGUGCCGAUGGUAACUGCCUCCUCGCUGGGUCUAGCCGCACGCGCGCUGUACGGCAAGGACCCAGAUAUGGCCGAUCUGUCGGCCUCUGAAGUCAGCGCGGGCCUGGCAGCACCUGCAGCAGCAGCAGCCUUGCUCGGAAAGAGCGGGGCGGCGGCCAUGCUCGUUAUGCUAUACCUCGCCGUGACGAGCGCGACUUCUGCACAGCUGAUCGCCGUCUCGUCCGUGUUCACAUUCGACGUGUGGAAGCCGUACAUUCAGCCAUCGGCAAGCGAGAAGCAGCUGUUCUGGGUUUCACACGUGGCCGUCGCUGCCUGGUCGGUCGCGCUGGGCGUCCUCGGGUUGAUCUUUUACGAGAUUAACCUCAGCAUGGGCUGGUUGUACACGUUCAUGGGCAUCAUCAUUGCCCCAGCCGUCUUUCCUAUCUUCAGCUGCAUUGUGUGGAGCAAGGCCAACAGAACCGGUGCGCUUGUUGGCAUGUUUUCGGGGCUUGCGCUUGGCAUCAUCGCCUGGCUUGUCAGUGCCUCGCUGCUGGAAGGCAGCCUCACCGUCGACACCACCGGCGCAGACAACCCUCUUGUGGUAGGCAACGUCGUCUCGAUUAUGGUACCGGCCAUCGUCACGAUUGUCUGGUCGCUGAUCACGCCCGAUAACUACUCGUUCGAGGGCACUCGCGCCAUCAACACCGAGGUGAGCGACAGCACGACCACCUCGCCGCCGGCGGACAGUGCGAUGGAGGAAGGCUGUAAGGAGGCUGUCGAUGAGACGCCCGCAACGCUUGAAAAGGCAACUGUCAAGCUCAACGAGAUCGAUCCGCACAAGCACGUGCGUUCCGCCGGCCUUGACCACGAGCAGCUGCAGAAGAGCUUCCGCACAGCAGUCAUGGUCACCGUCCCUUUGACGUUCACUCUGCUUAUUUUCGUGCCGUGCAUGUCGAUCAUCGCGAAGACCUUCUCGCCCGCGGGUCUUGGUGCCUGGAUUGGCAUCUGCAUCUUCUGGCUGUUCUGCUCCGCCUUCAUCGUGAUCGUCCUGCCCAUCUGGGAGUCGCGUCAAGCAAUGGGCCAGAUUUGCAGCGGCAUCAUAUCUGACCUGAAUGGUCGUUCGAGGAGUUUUUCUUCGUCGUGACAGACAAGCUGGCAAUUUUUUGCUUUCCAAAGCUAGAGGAAGACAGUGUAGCAAGUGUAAUUGUGACUACGUGAUGACAGGGCGGUGACGUAUAUGUUAGGUGUCUCGCCUUGCAUCAUGAAAUAUACGGUCGCAUCGUCAACGAUCUGUAGCCGAUUUGCUCCGUGGUCGAGAGGCCGAGGUGACGAGUGCAAUGCAAA